CUGCUUAAAUGUGUGUCUUUUUUGAUAUUUUAGGUACUGUUAGUGAGUAGUAGCCGGUAUCCAGAUCAGUGGAUUGUACCGGGUGGAGGAAUGGAACCAGAGGAGGAGCCAGGAGGUGCUGCAGUUCGAGAGGUUUAUGAAGAGGCUGGAGUAAAGGGAAAACUAGGCAGACUGCUGGGGAUAUUUGAGCAGAACCAAGACCGGAAGCAUAGGACUUACGUUUAUGUUCUUACAGUGACUGAAAUAUUGGAAGACUGGGAGGAUUCAGUUAAUAUAGGAAGGAAAAGAGAAUGGUUUAAAGUAGAAGAUGCUAUCAAGAUUCUUCAGUGUCAUAAACCUGUUCAUGCAGAAUACCUGGAAAAACUGAAACUGGGCUGUUCCCCAACCAAUGGAAAUUCUGUGGUCUCAAAUCUUCCCGAUAACAACUCCUUAUAUGUCACUUCAGCACAGACUUCUGGGUUGCCCUCGACUGUGAGAUAAAAAUUUGGAAUACCUUUUUACUCAUGUGCCAUCACAAGGUGGGGGAGGGGAGGAAGCUUUGUUCACAUGCAGACAUUUUUGACUCAGUUCUCAGCAAAAUGUAUGAAUACAUCAUAACAUUCAGACACUGACUUUUUUCUUUUAACAAUGUAAAAUAAUAUUGCAGCAAACUAAAGCCAUAUUUAGAUUUUUAAGAUGUCUUAACUAGCCAUUUUAAAAAAACUAAUCAGUGUGUGAAUUUACACCCCUGCUAAAAUAACACAACAUCUGAGUUAAGUGGAACUUAUUCCAGAUUUUGGCUUAAAUUGUUUUAGUCAAAUACACCAUAAAAUAAAGGUAAACCUUUUGGCAGGAAAGUUUCUGUAAAACUUUCAUUCAAAAUGUACAUUUACAAUGCUAAAGACCUCUAAAAUACUACUACUGUCUGGGAAACUGAGCAUGCUAUUCAA
This is a messenger RNA of Pelodiscus sinensis (Chinese soft-shelled turtle), 929 nucleotides long. NCBI's taxonomy places the organism in Eukaryota, Metazoa, Chordata, Testudines, Trionychidae. The record is from RefSeq and is a predicted model, not a curated record.